GCAGUCAAGAGAGUCGUGAAAACAUGGCGAAACAGAUGAAACACCAACAAUUCCAAUGCUGCUACCACAACUGGGUGGCUCAGCAGCGUCUCGACCUCGAUGAAUUGCUCCAGACACUCACCCACUACUGGACCGACCCCGAUUACCUCAAACUAAUAACCAACAAAAUCAUCAACCACUUUGAAAACUACAGCCAUGCUCGAGCCGAACUGGCCAAGCACGACAGCCCUUCGUUCCUGGCUCCGACAUGGGGAAGCACCUUCGAGAACUCGUUCCUUUGGAUCGGUGGUUGCAGGCCGUCCCUAAUCAUCCGAAUCGUUUACGCCUUAUGUGGGUCCCAGCUAAAUGCCCAUUUUGAAGAGUUUCUUGAAGGAAUCAGACAUGGAAACCUCGGAGAAAUCUCGAGUUCUCAGCUCAAAAGCAUAGAUGAUCUACAGGCCAAAACUAUGAAGGACGAAGAUAAGCUCUCUUCUCGUAUGGCAAGCUUACAGGAGAUGAUAGCCGAUGCGCCACUGGUGUUGCUGGCAAACGACCAUCGAGAAGCAGGGGAGACGGGUAGAGAUGAGGUGGUGGAUAAAGCAAUGGACAGGCAUGCCCUUGAUAUAUAUAAUGUCCUGAUAGAAGCAGACAAGCUGAGGCUGAGUACCCUCAAGGGUAUGAUAGACAUUUUGACACCAUUACAGUCAGUAGAGUUCUUAGUUGCAUCAAAGAAACUACACCUUUUUUUACAUGAAUGGAGCAAAAGAAGAGACAUGAAAAUGGGAAUUACUCACCUUCUCAACACUUACAACCCCUCGUCCUCCCGUGACCCGCCACCACCACCAGAGCCAUGUGGCCCACCACCACCACCACCAGCGGAGCCAUGAAUCCCGGCCAA
This is a messenger RNA of Cynara cardunculus var. scolymus (artichoke), 877 nucleotides long. Its product is annotated as protein DOG1-like 3. Bases 24 to 866 code for a protein of 280 amino acids. Gene Ontology annotation, biological process: DNA-templated transcription. The record is from RefSeq and is a predicted model, not a curated record. The transcript has 2 exons. Gene Ontology annotation, molecular function: sequence-specific DNA binding. Lineage: Eukaryota; Viridiplantae; Streptophyta; Magnoliopsida; Asterales; Asteraceae.